GCCGCAGAGCGUAAAAUUUAAUUAUGAAGCACUUAUAGCCCAGUGGAUAGAGCACUUGUUUGCGGAGCAAGAGGCCGGAGGUUCGAUUCCUCCUAAUUUUUGGUUGGGAAAGGUGUCUGCCAAAAGCCAACUGUCCUCCUCUAAAAAUAACCAAUCGCCCAGCGAUAAUUCUGAAAUCCAACAAUUAAAAUUACAACUAAACACGGUCAAAAAUCAACUAAAUAAUUUAACCAAUGACCCGCAAAAAAACCAAUUAGAGGAUACAAUAACGGCACUAGAAAAUAAAGUGAAAAAUCUGAUUAACCCGGAUAAAUCGACUAUCCGGCAGUUGAAGCAGGAAAUUAAAGAAAUUAGGGAGAAGUUGGAAAAUAACGAUAAACCCGACCGUAAUCCCCCACCAACCGGUAAAACCGAAAUAAAACUUCGCUAUGUUGGCGAGGCCGAUAACGAAGAGGUGGCUUUUAAUAAUUUUUUCGGAAAACAAAAUAGAGAAGAUUUAAGACUUUUUUAUAUUAGCCGAAACCACCCGCAAAUUAAGGAACUAAUGAGCCAAGGCAAAUUACAAUUUGAUAGGGCUUUCAUCGCUCGCUAUGGAAAAGUCGACCACAUUAGCCCCAACAAUUUGAUGUAUACUUUUAAUGAAAACAAUCAAGAAUUAGAGAUUAGAGAGGCCUAG
Molecule: messenger RNA, 676 nt
Organism: Racocetra persica
Lineage: Eukaryota; Fungi; Glomeromycota; Glomeromycetes; Diversisporales; Gigasporaceae
Source: the annotation of a GenBank genome assembly